AUGAAUAGCAGCUGCACCAGAAGCCUCAGGAAUCUGCUGGGAAGGCUCCUGUUGAGCCAGCAGCGACCAGCAGCAGCAGCAGCAGCAGCAGCUCGACACAGAAGCGCCAACAGCAAGAUCAACGCCAGGAGCAGGGAAGCUAGUGCCCCCGAGCUGCUGCAUAGGCAGGGCUACAGCAACAGCAGCAGCAGCAGCUGGAAUUUCUUCACGACCACUUUCUGUUUCUCGCUGCCAGGUGGAUCGGCUGCAGCAGGACUCAACAGCUGCUGCUGCUACUCAGCAGCAGCAGCAGCAGGAGCAGGAUUAGACCGCCGCCGCUACGCCACAGCAGCAUUCGCUGCUGAGGGAUGCUACGAGCUGACAGUAGAGGAGCCCCAGAGGGUCGUCUUGGAGCGUGUGGCCCUGCUGCUGCAGCAGCAGCAGCAACAACAGCAGCAGCAACAGCAGCAGCAAAAGCAGCAGAGAGGACAACACGGGCAAGCUAUUGAUUUCGAAGCCGUCCUUUCUCCUUCUGUGCUUCCGGUCCUGUCGCGGUUUGCCGCCGUGAGAGAAGACAUAAAGGCAUUGCGUUCGCUGCUGCUGGAGCAGCAGCAGCAGAGCCUCAGCAAGACUAGCAGCAACAGCAGCAGCAACAGUAGCAACGGCAGUAGCGGAGGUGAGGAGGGUGUAGACACGGAGUUGUUGGAGCUGCAGCGAGAGGAAGAUGCUGCUGCCGCGGAGAUAGCUCAGUUGCUGCUCCAGCAGGCCGAUGCAAUUGCUGCAGCAGCAGCCCAGCAGCAGCAGCAGCAACCAGCCAGCAAGAGGCAUCAAAGCCAAAUAGAGGACCGUCUAGAAGAAGUCAUGCUGGAGGUGAUAGCGGGCGUUGGCGGCGAAGAGGCUGCUCUGUUUGCUGCAGAGUUGUUCGAAAUGUAUCUCAUGCUCAGCAGGGAGAAGGGAUGGUCGUUUGAAGUUGUAGAGAGACACAAAAGCGAAGGAGGAGGAGUGAGGAGAGCAAAGGCACUCGUGUCAGGUGAGGGCGUAUGUGCGUUGCUUCCUUUAGAAGCGGGAGUACAUCGCGUGCAGCGAGUGCCCUCAACAGAUGCGAAGAAGAGACUGCAGACAUCAACUGCUGCUGUGACGGUGCUGCCCUGUCUCUCCGAGGCAGAAGUGGACCUGAGUGCAAGCAGCAUCCGCAUAGAGAAUAUGCGAGCCAGCGGCCCCGGGGGUCAGAGCGUCAACAAAAGCGAAACGGCUGUUCGCGUCACUCAUCUCCCCACGGGGCUGGCAGUCUGCAUGCAGGAAACCUCCAGCCAAGCGGACAACCGCAAGAGGGCUCUGGUGCUGCUGCGGCACCUGCUGCAGCAGCGCAAGCAGCAGCAACAGCAGCAGCAGCUACACGCUACUGCAGGGGCGCAGAUGGGCACCAAAGACCGCAGCGAGAAAAUUCGGACGUACAACUUUCCUGCAGACUGCGUGAGAGAUCACAGGUGUCUCCGCACAAUCUCCAACGUGAGGGCCUUCCUGCAGGCUGCUGAGGGGCUGCCGCUGCUGCUGCAGGAGCUGCAUGCGCAGCAGCAGCAGCACCAACUGUCGAAAACCCUUGAAACAUUGCAGCAACUGCUGCAGCAACAGCAACAGCAGCAGCAGCAGAAGUGA
Messenger RNA from Eimeria acervulina, 1635 nucleotides. RefSeq names its product peptide chain release factor 1, putative. Bases 1 to 1635 code for a protein of 544 amino acids. The transcript is spliced from 6 exons. Gene Ontology annotation, biological process: translational termination. Lineage: Eukaryota; Apicomplexa; Conoidasida; Eucoccidiorida; Eimeriidae. Gene Ontology annotation, molecular function: translation release factor activity. The record is from RefSeq and is a predicted model, not a curated record.